Molecule: messenger RNA, 2336 nt
Organism: Micropterus dolomieu (smallmouth bass)
Lineage: Eukaryota; Metazoa; Chordata; Actinopteri; Centrarchiformes; Centrarchidae
Gene: maf1b
Product: MAF1 homolog, negative regulator of RNA polymerase III b
Exons: 8
Coding region: 524-1261 (245 amino acids)
Biological process (GO): negative regulation of transcription by RNA polymerase III
Cellular component (GO): nucleus
Molecular function (GO): RNA polymerase III core binding
Source: RefSeq, a predicted model, not a curated record
GUUUUGAUGAGUAUAGAUACGUUGUUAAGGUGAUCGACGAUUAGCAGAACUGUUGACCCGUUUUAGUACAUUUUUAGGCUAGGUAGCUCGUUAGUUGCUACUUCCCUGAUCGAGUCGCUUAGAAAAAGCGACUUGAUUAAGCCAACACGAACCUCUUGGUCAAAUCAGGUCGAAAGGGAUGCCGCUGCAGACAGACUCCGACGGACGCAAACAGGCUUUAAUCUCAUCGCAUUUAAUGGGAAAGAGCAGCUUUUCUAUAAACUUAAAAGGCCUCAGGAUAACCCAUUCUCGACCGAGUGCUUUUGUAAGAUGCUUAAGCUCGAGUACUAUUUAAUAGCGCUUUAAAACAAGUGGAGAUUUGAUAAGAGAGGAGCUAACCGUGAGCUAACCGCUAACAUUAGCUGAUCAACAACAAAGCGGGGAUCGUUAAUCUUUCUGCGUCACCAGUCAGGUGAAGAAGAGUCCGCAGCUUCACUUUAAACCCGCUGUUUUCUGCCUGUGCUGGACAUAUUGCUCGACAGCCAUGAAACUGUUGGAAAACUCCAGCUUUGAAGCUCUCAGCUCCCGGCUGUGUGUUGAAACAGGAGAGUCUCGCAUCCUUGGCAGGAUUGAGAGCUACUCCUGUAAGAUGGCAGGCGAUGACAAACACAUGUUCAAGCAGUUCUGCCAGGAGGGGGAGCCACAUGUCCUGGAAGCCCUCUCUCCCCCUCAGUCCACCAGCGCCACCAGCCCUUCACAGUUGGGGAAGAGCAGUGAGGACGGGGAAAACCCUCUGAGUGACAAGUGUUGCAGGAAGACUCUUUUCUACCUCAUCACCACGCUCAACGAGUCCUUCAGGCCGGACUAUGACUUCAGCGCGGCACGGGCUCACGAGUUCAGCCGGGAGCCCAGCCUCAACUGGGUGGCUAACGCCGUGAACAGCAGCUUGUUCUCAGCCGUGGGAGAAGAGUUCAACUCUCUGGGUCCGGAGCUGUGGAACGCUAUCGACCAAGAGAUCACCCUGCAGAGCUGUGACAUUUACAGCUACAACCCUGAUCUGGACUCGGACCCUUUUGGUGAAGAGGGGAGCCUCUGGUCCUUCAACUACUUCUUCUACAACAAGAAACUCAAGAGGAUUGUAUUCCUCACGUGUCGCUCUGUCAGCGUUAUGAGUGGUUACGGCCGUGAUUGUCUUGACAACGAGCUGGACAUGGAGUUGGACGACGAGGAGGAAAUGGAUGGCUUCACUGAGGACAGGUUCCCCAGAGCUCUGUGUGUGUGAAUAUCCCAGAUGAACACGCCUCGGCCAAAGAAUAUCUAGGCGUUUCCUCCUCCUCCUGCCAUUUUUCGCCUUGUGCACCUUCUUGUUUUUCUUUUUUUUGCUGACUCAUUCAAAGUCAUUUCCACACAUUAAAGGAAGGCAGUGAACUGUGUACCAUGACACGGUGGACGUUUUGUUGACCCCGUGGUAACUUUUAAGCGCCUUCAUUCUCCUGUAUGGUUUUGACCCUAAACAGCACAUACAGACGUGAGACGGGCUUCUCUACACCUGCCGCAUUUCCAGAAGAGACCACUUCACGCUGGACGCUUGAGAAAGAAGUUCAUGUUAUGGAUAAGUGGCCGACAAAGACUGUGAGCGGGAUGAGUUUCUUGCAAAUGAUGUCAAAAAGUCCAGGAAACACCAGCAUCAAUGAAAACUCACACAGAUUAAGAUUUCUGAAAGGGGGGGAGAUCCAGUUAAGACUGACUGAUCAGCCGAGAACUCAUCUGUUGUUCAUUGUUUGCUAUUUUCAUGUGUUGCUUCUUAUGUGCGACAGUGGCGUUACUGUGAGAAUGUUUUCAGCACUGAGUUUGAAAUCUUAAAACACAUUUAUAACAAACUUGUAUUAUUGAAUCUGAACGCUCGUCUGUACUUUAGACAGUUUAUAGACAAACUUAUAGGCUCCUGAUUUGCAGCUUGGAAAACAUACCAGGUUUUAACAGAUAUUGUUUUUGUUGCAGUUCACUUUCUUCCACGAUUCAUUUUAUACGUCAUCUAAAUCCCAUGUUUUUCACUGUUCCCCCCUCACAUAUUCCUAGUUAACCCUCAAUUCUAAAUGUCUGUCUUGCCAGUGUGUUUUAAAUUUUUUUUUUGCUCAUUACCUCAGUGCAAAGGCUUCAUUGAAAAGUGAAUGUAUAGAACAAUUUAGAGAGAAAAGACAUUUCUGUAUAAUGGCUUUAAAUAACUUUUUAGAAAUUGAGAAGCUCCUCUUUACGUUCCUUGCAGGUAGGAGUUCUGUGACUUUUCUUGACUGCUCUGUGCUUCGUUUAAUUGGCCGAUAUGUUGCAGAUGUGAAUAAACUGGUGUUUGAGUCAUA